Messenger RNA from Durio zibethinus, 687 nucleotides. NCBI's taxonomy places the organism in Eukaryota, Viridiplantae, Streptophyta, Magnoliopsida, Malvales, Malvaceae. The record is from RefSeq and is a predicted model, not a curated record.
AUGAAAGUUACCGAGAUAGAGCAUUUUAGUCAUCGCCACAAGCUAGAGCUGAGUUACAGCCAAAAGCCUUAUCGUUGUGAUGGAUGCAAACAAGAAGGAUUUGGUUCAUGCUAUCAGUGUAACAAGAAAACCAAGUGUGACUUUCAUCUUCAUGAGAAAUGUGCUAUGGCUGAUCCUUUGGCCACGCAUCCGUUCUUCAACAACUGCAUCUUCGAGUUUCGAAAGAAAAGAAAACAUGGUAAGCGUUGUAAAGCAUGUGGGAAAGAUAUUCGAGGUUUCAUGUACAAAUCAAAGAAAGCAUAUUUGCACCCUUGCUGUUUGAAGCUCCCAAACACAUUGAAUGGUGAAGGAGGGUUGAUUCUUAAUCUUAAAGACAAGGCCUCGUCCAAGUGUUUGAUAUGUCGACACAAAAAAAUCUCGGGUAAAGUAAAAGGUUGGGCUUAUGUUUCAACUUGUGGCAAACAUUGUUACCAUGUUGGUUGUGUAAAUCACAUGAAUUUUGAGAAUUGGGGUUGUUUCAAUAGUCAACAAAAUGGUGGGAAUAUUAGCUUAGUAUUCAUCAAACAAGAAAGUGGGAGAAAGAAGAAAAGAGGCUGUUGUGUGGGAUGUGCUCUAGACCUAAUAGUCAAUGCCAUUUUGGGGAGUGCUUUGCAGUUGGCUGCUGGUUGUGUGUUGGGUCUUUCCUAG